AUUAAAAUACAAAAUUACUUAAAUUUACAUCUACUUUGAAAGGAGAAAAUUUUAGGGUGUUACAAUGAAGAUACCUUCACUAUAACUCUUGAUGAUGAGCACUACAACAGCCAUAUUAAGGAUCACAAGGCUGAUGCUGAUUUCCUAAACAAGCCUAUUCAACACUUUGAGGAGAUGCACACAAUAUUUGGAAGUACCAUGGCUACCGGCAGGUUUGCAAAGGACUCAAGUGUACCUCUAGGUACACAGGAAGAAAGUACAGAUGACUGGGACAACGAGGUGCAGAGGAUGGAGGUACAAAGUGGUAGUGGUAUAGGUGCAACUCAGCAAGACAAUGCUGCAACUUCAUCGGCUACCAAGGCCACCAAUCCUAACAAGAGGGACAAGGGCAAGAAGAGGGCCAGGUCUGACCAUGAUCCAUUGGUGGCUGCAAUUAAAUGGAGAAGUACCAAGUUAGCCAAGGCGAUAAAGGUAGCAGGGAAAGCAGACAAUGAUGUGCCGGCUGAUUUGUAUGACAACGUGAUGGCUUUUAAGGGUAGUUUCAAUGAGACUCACUUAUCCUUCUACCAUUCCUACUUAGUCCAACAUCCUCACAUAGCUAGAGCGUUCAACUCCUUGUCUUUUGAACAUAAAUUCAAUUGGGUUGCAAAGCACAUUGCAGACAACUAUCCUGGGCAGUAAGGGUAAGUUGGAUGCUUGGGAUGGUUCUUUUGUUAGUACCACAUAGAACUUUAUAUUUGUGGUCUAAGUAUGCUUGUACCUUGCUAUGUGGACGUCUUGAACUUGCUAUAUAUUGUGUAAGACAUGAACUUGAUGCAUUGUGCAAGCAUCAGACUUGAUAUUGCUAUGUGUAAUGUGCCUAUGGAUAUGGCCUAAGACUUUUAUUGCUAAUAUGGCAAGACUUUUUAUGUGGUUAUAUUAUUUGUUGCGUUGUUCCUU
Sorghum bicolor (sorghum) is the source of this 939-nucleotide messenger RNA. RefSeq lists its product as uncharacterized. The record is from RefSeq and is a predicted model, not a curated record. Lineage: Eukaryota; Viridiplantae; Streptophyta; Magnoliopsida; Poales; Poaceae. The transcript has 2 exons. Bases 175 to 681 code for a protein of 168 amino acids.